CAGCAAUGGAAACACAAUGCCUCUCGAAGCGCGAAGCUCAUCGUUGGCGAGCGAGCUUGUAGCUCGCUUUUUGCGCACGCACAAUUACACGGAAACACUCGAUGUCUUUCUCCGUGAGGCAGGAUUGCCGGCCACCGCGGGGCAGUCCCGCAGGGGGGAGGAUGACUCCUGGACCAUCGAAGGCGUGCUCGCCGAGAAACGAGCGUUCGACAAGAGCGUGAACUUUGAACGGUACAAUGAAAGCGACAAAGAGAAGGAUUUCUGGAGUGAACCAGCACCGUCCAGCCCCACGGUAAUCCAGACGCCAACAUCGUCCAAUCUGCUGUGCUGCUCUGUAGAAAGAUGGCAACAUGGCGAUGAGAGCGAGCAGCAGCCCGAGGCCCUCCUCGUUGCCACGGGCGCAGAUAAACAGCUUCAUCUCUUCGAGACCUCUACGGGGAAUGAGCUCGUACGGUCCUCCUCCACAUCCGAGUCACCCAUCCUGUCCUACACCCUGAUCCGACAGGGCAAAUUAGUGUUCCUGACCAACAUGUCGGGCCAGCUGCUCCUCCAGCGCGGGAGCAACGUCGUCGACCGCAGGAAAGACCAUGCCAAAUACGCAGUCAAAGUGGUCGCUCACGAGGCAGACGAGGCAGUCUGGAUCGCUACCGCCGGCUGGGACGCGAAGGUCUUUGUCUAUCGGCUCCGCAGCAGCCUGUUGAAUGGUGACAGCCCCGUAACCAUCGGCGAGCCGGUCGCGCAGAUCUCUCUGCCGACGAACCCGGAGUCGAUAGUCUUCGUCCGCCACGUUGACACCCAGGAGCUCCUGCUUCUCGUCUCGCGCAGGGACUCGACGUAUAUCUACUACUACCAGGUGGAGUCACGAGUAUCCACCACUACAGACACCCCGCCACAGCAGAGUAGGGAGUGUGUCCUUCUCGCUCAACAGAACUUGGCCCCUCACUCGAACGCCUGGGUCGCUUUCUCUCCUGCGUGCAUGGCCCUCAGUCCGCAUGACCCCGGCCUGAUUGCAAUCGCGACUUCGACGCUGCCGCACAUGAAGGUCAUGAUCGUGCGGCUACUGUUCCCUGCGACGGAGACUCAGAGUGUCGAUGUUGCGGGCGCAGGGGCCCCGGAGACGCAGGCCACGCAAGCGCUUGCAGCGCUGUCGCUGCAGAAUCGGGAAGAUGCUGCGAUCAUGGUUCAGGCGAACACUUUCGCGCCGCAGACGGCGUAUUCGACCCCGCAGAUUGUGUGGCGCCCGGAUGGCUCGGGCGUCUGGGUCAACGGGGAUGAUGGAGUUAUCAGGGGAUUGGAGGCAAAAUCGGGGAGGCUUGUCUCGGUCUUGAAGGAAGGCCACGAGCCGGGCUGUAAGAUCAGGGCCAUCUGGGCGGGGUGGGUUGAGCUUCCAGGGUCCAAAGGUGAAGUUGCCAGGGAGGAGUGGCUGGUUAGUGGGGGGUUCGAUAAGAGGCUUGUGGUCUGGAAAAUAGUGUAGUCGCUGCAUUCUACACUUCUGUGAAGUGAUUGAAUGGCCCAUAUCAGGUUUGAAAAU
Messenger RNA from Aspergillus saccharolyticus JOP 1030-1, 1531 nucleotides. RefSeq lists its product as uncharacterized. The coding region runs from base 17 to 1474 and encodes 485 amino acids. The transcript has 2 exons. Gene Ontology annotation, molecular function: protein binding. The record is from RefSeq and is a predicted model, not a curated record. Lineage: Eukaryota; Fungi; Ascomycota; Eurotiomycetes; Eurotiales; Aspergillaceae.